UGCAAAAGGAGUAUUCAAUGGGGAAUCAAGUUGAUAAAAAGUUUACUUGGGUGAUUAAGAAUUUUUCCACUUUGCAAUCUGAGAAAAUCUAUUCAGACGAAUUUGUGAUCAGCGGCUGCAAGUGGCGUCUUCUGGCCUAUCCCGAGGGAAAUAACAGCCCUAAUAAUUUUUCUCUGUAUCUGGAAGUUGCUGAUUAUGAAUCAUUGCCUUCUGAGUGUAGAAGGAACGUAUCUUUUACGUUUACUCUAGUAAACCAAUUUCAUGAGAAUCUCUCACUAGUGAAAGUAACAAGAAACUGGCUAGACCAGAAGGCACCAAACUGGGGUUUUACAUCUAUGAUUUGCCUUCAUGACAUAGAUGGUGGAUAUCUUUUGAACGAUGAACUCAAGAUUGUUGUUGAGUUAGAUGUUCUUGAAGUUAUUGGCAAAUUAGAUGUACCAGAGGAAUCUAAGGAGGCAACCAAACCUCUGAAAACGAUGAAGCACAAUAAUGAUGACGAGGACAUCCCAGGAGAUUUGGUGGAUGUCAAUGGGUUUCAAGUUCUUCCUUCACAGGUGGGUUUAGCGAGGUGUAUAUUUGAAGAACACAAAGGACCUGAGGAACAAUCCAAGGAUGAUCUGUCUGAUGCAGAAGCUGCUCUGGUAUACAUGAUGAAGAAGAAACUUGAUGAAGUAAAAGAAAGUAAGUAUAAAUCUGUCCGGGUGUGUGAAAAGAGGCAACACCUGCAUGACUUCGAGCAGAAGUCCAAAGACUUUAAAGCUCAGAUGGAUAAAUACAACGCAUCCAAGGCAGAGAUUUUGGAGGCCCCAGGCCCAGCUUCUGAUCGUUUUCUGUUCCUAAGGACGUGGAGUUUGGUUUUAGUGUUUUUUGGUGUUCUGGUCUCUCUUUGUUCUGUUUUAACUAAUAUAUCCCAGUUAAGGGGUUCGACAUUUUGUGAAAAUUAACUUUAGGAAUUUUUGUUUUGUUUUGUGGUUGAUGAAUGAUGACUGCGUCUAAGUUUCUUUAUUGCACUGUGUGUUUCUUGAUGAAAAAGUAAAUGACGUUGGAUGUAUGAACAGAGUAUAUA
Molecule: messenger RNA, 1066 nt
Organism: Camelina sativa (false flax)
Lineage: Eukaryota; Viridiplantae; Streptophyta; Magnoliopsida; Brassicales; Brassicaceae
Product: MATH domain and coiled-coil domain-containing protein At3g58270-like
Molecular function (GO): protein binding
Source: RefSeq, a predicted model, not a curated record